UUCGGUCUCCGGCUCCAAUUUCUAUUUCUUUUACUAUAUAUACUAAAUAUUAUUUUCCAUCUUCUUGCUCAGCUUCUUCCCCACCCACCCCCAAUCUAUUCCCUAACCCUAGUCGCCAUGGACCGAGACGGCGACCCGGCGUUCCACCGGAACGAGGCCAUCUCCGCCGUGCAGGACGUCGACCAGUACUACGGAGAGGACGACGAUUUCGACGAGCUCUACAACGACGUCAACGUCGGCGACGUCUUCCUCCGCAACGCCCAUCCGCCGCCGCCGCCCGCGCAGCAGAAUCACCACCACCACCAGCAGCAGCUCCCUCCAACGCCCGCGCAGCAGAAUCACCACCAGCAGCUCCCUCCAACGCCCGCGCAGCAGAAUCACCACCACCAGCAGCAGCUCCCUCCUCCGCCCCUGUCGCAGCCGCUACAGGCCCCGCCUCAUUCUCUCCCGCCGCCGCCGCCGCAUGCUCCGCCCCAGCAGAAGGCCUACGCGCCUGCUGUUGCAGCGCCGGGUCCGAGUCAGCCGCCGCCUCAGACGAAUCUCCCGCCGCCACCUUCUCAUCCCCCAUCCGCGUCCGUGCUUCUGCCGCCUCAGCACCACCAGGGCGACGGGUUCCACCGUCCUGGAGGGAACUACAGCGGUGGUCCUGUCGUUGUCGCCAACGGAGCCGGCUUUGGCGGGGGCGAUGUCUCCGGCGGCACGACGCUGUUCGUCGGCGACCUCCACUGGUGGACUACCGACGCUGAUCUGGAGGCUGAGCUCAGCAAGUAUGGGACGGUGAAGGAGGUGAGGUUCUUCGACGAGAAGGCCAGCGGCAAGUCCAAGGGGUACUGCCAGGUCGACUUCUACGACCCUGGUGCCGCUGCUUCCUGCAAGGAGGGCAUGAACGGCCACUCUUUUAAUGGCCGUCCAUGUGUUGUGGCAUUCGCAUCUCCCAACACUGUGCGUCGCAUGGGCGAGGCGCAGGCGAAGUCCCAGCAGGCCUUGGCUGUACAGACAUCAUCACUGCAACCAAAGGGUGGUAGAGGGGGUGGUGGUUUCGGAAUGCCUCAUGCCGGUGGUAAUUACAGUGGCGGACGUGGAGGUGCUGUAUCAGGAGGCGGUGGUGGGAACUGGGGUAGAGGUGGUGGUGGUAGAGGCCCUAUUGGUAAUAUGAGGAACAACAGAAUGGGUCCGGCAGUUGGCCGUGGAAUCGGGAAUGGCAUGGUUGCGCCGCCACCCCCAAUGCUGCCUCAGGGAGGCAUGCUGGGGCAGGGGUUUGAUCCUGGUUAUGGCGCCAUGGGAAGGAUGGGUGGUGGGUUUGGUAACUUCCCUGUUGGACCAGGUGCUGGGCCGUUUCCUGGGAUGAUGCAGCCAUUUCCUCCAGUUGUUGCACCACACAUAAACCCGGCCUUCUUUGGUCGUGGUGCGAUGGGGGCUGGUGGGGUGGGGAUGUGGCCUGAUCCCGGCAUGGGGGCUUGGGGUGUGGAAGAACAAUCAAAUUAUGGGGAUAAUGCAGUGUCUGACCAUCAAUAUGGGGAAGGGGGAGGCCAUGGGAAGGAGAGGCCACCGGAUAGGGAAUGGUCUGGUGCACCAGAGAAGAGGCUGGACAGAGAGAAAGAUAUGCACCCUCAACAGGAGCAGCCGGAGAGGAGGCACCGGAAUGAGCGUGACAUGGGCCGAGAGAGAGAUCGCAACUAUGACAGAGACAGGGAAAGAGAUCGUGACAGAGAGAGAGACCGAGACAGAGAUAGGGACAGACACAGGGAUGACAGAGAUCGUUAUGGUGAUCAUCACAGGCACAGGGACCGUGAUUCAGAGCGUAAUGAAGACUGGGACAGGGGGAGGUCAUCUGGGAAACGCAGCAGGUCCAGGGAAGCUGACCAUUCUAAACGUAGACGGAUGACUGCUCAAUAGUGUAGCUGGCUGAGCUACAUCUAGUGUAGAGGCUAUGACGUUCCAGGGCAGCGACCUCUUUGCACCCAGGCAUUGUUCAGUAACAACCAUCAACUGCUUACUGCUUGUAGCUGUGAUGGCUUUCACUGCAUAUAUCUCCGCGGUCUGUUGUAGCAAUAAUUUGAGAUAUAUCAGCGGUUGGAAUCUGUUAUGUGCUACACAAAGAUCGCCUUCCCUGGAUGCUAGUUGUCUCAUGUUUUUAUGGGUCGUCAAAUAUCUAAAAACAAAGACACAGAAAUAAAUCGAGGUGUCGUUCUGUUGCUAGAUGGAAUAUUCAGUAUGUGAGACUUUGUAUAAAUAUACCGGCUUGCUUCGCUUGUUCCUCUGUUGACAAA
Molecule: messenger RNA, 2270 nt
Organism: Zea mays
Lineage: Eukaryota; Viridiplantae; Streptophyta; Magnoliopsida; Poales; Poaceae
Product: cleavage and polyadenylation specificity factor subunit 6
Exons: 2
Coding region: 118-1896 (592 amino acids)
Molecular function (GO): RNA binding
Source: RefSeq, a predicted model, not a curated record